Messenger RNA from Trichoderma reesei QM6a, 1107 nucleotides. RefSeq lists its product as uncharacterized. Lineage: Eukaryota; Fungi; Ascomycota; Sordariomycetes; Hypocreales; Hypocreaceae. The record is from RefSeq and is a predicted model, not a curated record. Gene Ontology annotation, biological process: fatty acid metabolic process; lipid biosynthetic process. The transcript is spliced from 2 exons. The coding region runs from base 1 to 1107 and encodes 368 amino acids. Gene Ontology annotation, molecular function: fatty acid 2-hydroxylase activity; heme binding; iron ion binding. Gene Ontology annotation, cellular component: membrane; endoplasmic reticulum.
AUGCCCUCCAGAACGCUCCCUACGUUUACUCGCGCCGAGGUCGAGUCGCAUAACACGGAAAGCUCCUGCUAUGUCACCAUCGGCACCAAGGUCUUCGACGUGACCGAUUUCCUGUCCGACCACCCCGGUGGUGGCCAGCUCAUUGUCGACUAUGCUGGCAAGGAUCUUGAGGACAUUUUGAAAGACAGCGUUUCGCACACGCACUCGGAGGCUGCAUAUGAGAUUCUCGAUGAUUCCCUCGUGGGCUUCGUCGUCCCCGAGAAGAGUGCAGCCGCCAAUGGAAAUGGCGCUUCCGAUGACAAGCCUUAUGUGCACCCAAGAACCGGCAUGGCCACCGAGGAGGAUCUCAGCAAGGACACGGACUACACUCAGGACUAUAAGAAGCACAAGUUUUUGGACCUGAGCAAGCCCUUGUUCCCACAGCUCUGGUACGGCAACUUCACCAAAGAGUUCUAUCUCGACCAAGUGCACCGUCCGCGCCAUUACAAGGGUGGCAAGUCUGCUCCUCUAUUUGGCAAUUUCCUAGAGCCUCUUUCGAAGACCCCUUGGUGGGUGAUUCCAGUUCUUUGGCUCCCCUGCGACGCGUACGGCUCUUUCCUGGCCUUCCAAGGCUUCAAGAACCCUGCCAUCUUUGCCGCGUACUGGGUCCUUGGCUUCUUCAUCUGGAGCCUCGUGGAAUACGGUCUGCACAGAUUCUUGUUCCACCUUGAUGGCUAUCUUCCUGACAACAAAUACGGCAUAAUUGCACACUUCUUGCUCCACGGCAUCCACCACUAUCUGCCUAUGGACAAGUACAGACUUGUCAUGCCUCCAACCAUGUUCUUGGUGCUCGCAACCCCCUUCUGGUAUCUCGCCCACACCCUCUUCGCCUACAACUGGUACGCUGCGACGGCAGUCUACUGUGGCGGCAUCUUUGGCUACAUCUGCUAUGACAUGACCCAUUACUUCCUUCACCAUGAGAACCUGCCUCUCUGGUACAAGGAGCUCAAGAAGUACCACCUGGAGCACCACUUCCUGGAGUACGACCUUGGCUUUGGCGUCACCACCAGAUUCUGGGACACUGUAUUUGGCACAGAGCUGAAGCCUACUCUGGUCAAGACUAAGUAA